Molecule: messenger RNA, 1189 nt
Organism: Misgurnus anguillicaudatus (oriental weatherfish)
Lineage: Eukaryota; Metazoa; Chordata; Actinopteri; Cypriniformes; Cobitidae
Source: RefSeq, a predicted model, not a curated record
UCCAAGAAAUCCAUGCUGGGGAUCAGGCGGGAGGUCAGGGCCCUGCUGAAGGGCCUCCGUAGAGGUGUUGUCAUGCACCAAAUUGGGGUGAAGCAGGCCAAAGAGGGCCGCGUCAUCCCCAAGGCGGUGCUCCGUCAAUGCCUCUCGGAGGCCAAGAAACGCAUACCGGAGGUCCUGGAAACAUGGCUCCUGUGAAGUGCCCCUUUUGCCGCAAACCCCGGGCCAACAUGAGGCAACACCUCCGGGUAUCCCAUGGCAUCCUUAACCUCAGGGAAAGGCACCUUUGGGUCAGCUUUUCCCUGAGGAAGGUCACGGAGCCUUUCCGGCCGUGCCCGUUGUGUGGCCGGUCGGUCAAAUACAUCCGGCCACACUUCGCAAACUCCCACAAGGAUCUGUCGGACAAGGAGCUCAAGAGGACUGUCCGGCAUUUCCAGUGGGAGAUCACCAUGGAGAGGCUCCGUGAGCUUGAGGCCAGCAACCCGGAGGUGCCUCUCGUCACACUUGAUGAACCCUCUGACGAUCCUGACACGCAGAAUGAGGUCUGCCCGCCGGUCUGCCCGCCCGUCAUUCCUGCGAGCAGCGACCCUCACACUGGCUUCUCCUUUGAUGCCUUUCUAAUGACCAUUGGAGAUGGGGUCGAGGCCAGUGUGGGGGUCAAUGAAGUGGAGCCAUUUGAAAUGGACAUAGUGUCCAUGAGUUUCAUGGAGAUGCUUGAGGACAAUUCCAUGGAUCCUCUCCAGUGGGGGGAUACGCUCCUAGGGCCGCAGUACCCCUCACUGGAGGAUAUUUAAAAAGUUUUAAUUGUUUUAAGUGUUUAUUAAUGUAUGUUCAAUAAAGUUUUUAUAUGUGUUUUAAUCAUGUGUUUGGUUGUUCCUUUAUAUUUUUAAUUGCAUGGUAAAUAACAUGCAAUAUCAUUGUCACUGAGAACUGGUACGUUUUUAAUUGCAUGGUAAAUAACAUGCAAUAACACUGUUUAACAACUGAGAACUGGUACGUAUUCAAUUGCAUGGUAAAUAACGUGCAAUUUCACUGUUUAACAACGUAAACGGAUGCAUUUCUGAACUGGUUUUUUGUUUUGUUUUUUGGAAAAAUGUUCAAAAUAGGCUCUUUUUGAGUUUGACCUCAAUCGUUUCUGCGUUUGAAAAAAAUGUGAAAAAUGCUAAAGUUUAGGGCUCUUUUUCUCGACCUG